Messenger RNA from Oncorhynchus kisutch (coho salmon), 3164 nucleotides. RefSeq names its product SRSF protein kinase 2-like. Gene Ontology annotation, molecular function: ATP binding; protein serine/threonine kinase activity. Gene Ontology annotation, cellular component: cytoplasm; nucleus. The record is from RefSeq and is a predicted model, not a curated record. Lineage: Eukaryota; Metazoa; Chordata; Actinopteri; Salmoniformes; Salmonidae. Gene Ontology annotation, biological process: regulation of mRNA processing; spliceosomal complex assembly; peptidyl-serine phosphorylation. The coding region runs from base 830 to 2728 and encodes 632 amino acids. The transcript has 14 exons.
UCACAGUUACAGGGUGUAAUAAAGUUUUUAAGCAAUUGUUACUUGAUAUGUCACAUUGUAGCAACGUACGAAUUUGAAGUCGGUUGCUUCAAAGCAAUGACAAUCUGUAACAAAUAACGUUAGCUAAACAACUUUUGUGGAGAACAGACUCAGGCUAAUUUACGCGUUGCAUUAGCUAGCUAGUUAGUUGUACAAAUAUGUUUUUAAAAAUGUCAUUCAUAUCGGUUACAAAGCUUUUUCUUUAGAUGACAUAGCUAGGUUUGUUGGACUUGGCAGUUCUGAAUUGGUCAAAGGAUUGACUUUUUCAUCAACUCUUUGACACCUUAAUGACUUGACUGAGACGGUCGUAUCAAUAGCUGUAAUUGUCACAGGUUUGAAAUAAAGACUCAUAGACAGCAUGCACUCAGUCAAUAAAGUUACAGGCCAGCUUUGAAGAGCUAUUUACGUUGACAUGCCAUUCAUCUAAACCCAGCUAAAAAUAAAUGGACUCUUGCACAUUCACUGGGCCCUUUCAAAUGUCAUUGCAGCCAGGCUCUAGAACUAUACGAUUUACUAAAUGUAGAAUUUGAAUAGGCUUACUCAGUGUAUUGGCCAUGUUGUGUCGUCUGAAUUAACCUCACAUAUCAUAUGUAUGAAUGCCUAUUAGGUCAACUUAUAAUAGUGUGAACAGUGAAAGUUUAGUGAACAGUUUGUCUGUUUUUCUUUUUGCCGUAGGCCUUCUGCGUGUACCAUCUUCAUCUCCAUUUUCUUCAAUCCUGCCCUUGCAUGACCUGUGCUGUCUAGGCUAGAAGGCGUCGGCUCCCUGUUCUAUUGUGUGUCCCUUGUCACAAUGUCCAAUGAACCUUCAUCUAGAUAUGCUGCUGCAAUAUCAGCCCUUUCCCUCAGUUUACCUGCUGUUAACCCCAACCCAACCCUUACCCUCAGUUCAUCCACUGCCCCCAACCCACCGCUUACCCCUAAACCCUCUCUUAUCCCCAAAUCACAUAUUACCUCCAAAUCCCUUACCCCUAAACCACUAGUUGCCCGUACCCCCAAACCACCCUUUGCCAUCAAACUACCCACUGCUGCCAGCCCAGCCCCUUUAAAUUCAUAUCCCCCUUCACUUGAGAUUUUGGGAUCAGAUGAUGAGGAACAGGAGAAUCCAUCUGAUUACUGCAUAGGUGGGUACUACCCGGUGGAAAUUGGAGAGAUAUUCAUUGACCGUUACCAGGUGGUGAAGAAGCUGGGAUGGGGCCACUUCUCUACUGUGUGGCUAGGCUGGGACAUGGAGAAGAGGCGUUUCGUGGCUCUGAAGUUGGUAAAGAGUGCUCCAACCUUCACAGAGACCGCUUUGGAUGAGAUCAAGCUUCUGAAAUGUGUAAGGGACAGUGAUCCAUCUGACCCUAAACGUGACACUGUUGUGCAGCUUAUUGAUGACUUCAAAGUCUCUGGAGUCAAUGGGGAGCAUGUAUGCAUGGUUCUUGAAGUGCUGGGUCACCAGCUGCUGAAGUGGAUCAUCAAAUCCAACUACACUGGCCUUCCCCUGCCCUGCGUUAAGAGCAUCCUUAGACAGGUUCUUCAGGGCUUAGAUUACUUGCACACUAAAUGCAAGAUUAUCCACACAGACAUCAAGCCAGAGAACAUCCUUUUGAGAGUGGAUGAGGUUUACGUCCAGGAGCUGGCAGCCGACACCAAGCUAUGGGAGCUGCCAGUGUCUUCUGCUCCCACAAGCUGUUCAGCAAACACCAGUCUAAGAGAAAAGCAGAUUGUGUCAAACUUGAUGGGGAAAUUGACGGUGGCUUUCCAGGCUCUUGGGGUUUGGACUGGGAAGGUCUCCAGGAUCCCGAUGGCCAGGUUGUCGAGGAAGGAGAAGAAACAACAACAGCCGCAGAAGGGCGAGGACACUUUAGUUGGCCGUCAGAAGAGGGAGAAACCUCAUGUGUCAUUCUCUAAUAUCACCACUCCCUGUAGCAUCCCUAAUUCCACCUCGUCCCCUAAGCCUUCAGGUCCUGUGCAUACUACUUGGAGACGGACCCUGCUGCAUGAAGAAACAAUGGUCUCUGACAGCAAGGAGUCGGCCUCGUCACCGAUGGAAGAUGCACCAUCAUUGACUACAAUGUCUCACUGUUCUAGACAAUCUAUAGUGUUACAUCAUUCUACCCAGAGAGACAACCUGCCCUCAUCACCAUCACAUGGGUUAAGUGAAACAGAUCUGUUGGUGAAUCUUCUGAAGCCACAGAAUGCUGAUAAAAUCAGCAUCAAGAUUGCAGAUCUGGGAAACGCCUGCUGGGUGUACAAACAUUUCACAGAAGACAUCCAGACCUGCCAGUACCGCUCUGUUGAGGUCCUGAUUGGGUCUGACUAUGGCACUCCUGCAGAUAUCUGGAGCAUAGCCUGCAUGGCGUUUGAGCUGGCUACCGGGGAGUAUCUGUUUGAACCCCAUUCAGGGGACAACUUCUCACGAGAGGAAGAUCACAUUGCUCACAUAAUUGAGUUGCUGGGACCCCUUCCAUCCCAGUUUGCCCUCUCAGGGAGAAACUCCAAGCGAUAUUUCAAUCACAAUGGGCAUUUGCGGCGCAUCUCAAGGCUGAAACCAUGGAGUUUGUGUGAGAUCCUGCUGGAUAAGUAUGAGUGGCCGCGGGAACAGGCAGUCCAGUUCAGUGCUUUCCUCCUCACCAUGCUGGAGCCCCUCCCAGAGAAGAGAGCCACCGCUGCCCAGUGUCUGAAACACCCCUGGAUCUCCUUAUAGACAUCAUACCACUGCCUGGUGUCUAAACCCCCCCCUGGAUCUCCUUAUAGACACAAAGCCACCACCGCUGCCCAGUGUCUGAACCCGAUCUGGAUCUCCUCAUGGAUACAGAGCAGUCUCACCGAUGACACAGAGGUUACACAGGUGACACAGUGUCAAACAGGCUGGGACAAGUGCCUUAAUAUGAUGUUUGAAUAGUGGGUAAUGGCUGAUAUUCAGCAAGUGUUAUUUUUUCAGCUGAUCUUCUGCAAUGUUAUUUUUCUGUUUGCUCAGGGAGAGCAGUCAACUAUCAAUAUAUUUUGUCUGAUUAUUUAACACCUUUGAUGUAAAGAAAAUAACUUUUGAUUUGGAGAGAUAUGCCAGAUGGCCAGUCUGCCCCUGCUGGGAAAGCUCUAUUUUUGUUUUUGAGUUUAAUUGAAUAAAUGUUAUUUGUUUA